Penicillium antarcticum is the source of this 855-nucleotide messenger RNA. RefSeq names its product putative U-box domain protein. NCBI's taxonomy places the organism in Eukaryota, Fungi, Ascomycota, Eurotiomycetes, Eurotiales, Aspergillaceae. Bases 1 to 855 code for a protein of 284 amino acids. The record is from RefSeq and is a predicted model, not a curated record. Gene Ontology annotation, biological process: cellular response to misfolded protein; protein quality control for misfolded or incompletely synthesized proteins; protein polyubiquitination. Gene Ontology annotation, molecular function: ubiquitin protein ligase activity; protein-folding chaperone binding. The transcript is spliced from 3 exons. Gene Ontology annotation, cellular component: cytoplasm.
AUGGCGCAAGAGCUCAAAGCAAAGGGCAACGAGCUCUUCAAACAGGGCGAUUAUACCGGCGCCGAAGACUUCUACUCCCAAGCAAUCGCAAAGAACUCCAAAGAGCCAAGCUUCUUCACAAACCGCGCAAUAUCCCGAAUAUACCUAACAAAAUGGACGGACGCGGAACACGACGCACGCAGCGCAAUCACCCUCUACGGCUCUAAGAACCCCCUCGCUCUGAAAAGCAGCUACUACCUCGCACAAGCACUGCUGGGCCUCCAGCGCCCGCAGGAAGCAUAUGACGUCGCGUCCGACGCGUACAAGCAGAGUCUGUCGGCGAAGAAUGCCCAGACGGAGAACUUGUCGCGCAUUGUGUUGCGCGCUAAGCAGGCUAUCUGGGCGGCGAGGGAGACUGCGCGGUUGAGAGAGAUGGAUGCUACGCUGGGAGCUGUGGAGGCGCUUAUUGAGGCGGAUUAUAAGAGGGCGCUGGGGGAGUUGGAGGGGCGUCUGGAACGCGGGGAGAUUGGGGAGAUUGGGUUUGGGGAGGAUCGGGAUGCGCUGCGGGUUGAUGCCGAGAAGAAUGUGCGGAAUGUUAGGGAGGCUUUUGCGCUUUCUUCUAAGGGGGAGGUUAAGGAGCGGGUUGUGCCUGACUAUCUCAUUGAUGGUAUUACCUUUGAGAUCAUGCAUGAUCCGGUCAUUACGCCUUCUGGGACUAGCUUUGAUCGCAUUGGCAUCGCUAAAUACGUUGAGAAGUCUGGGGUUGAUCCUUUGACUCGCACGCCUAUGACGGUCGGCGACUUGCGCAACAAUUAUGCUCUCAAGGCUGCUUGCGAGGAGUUCUUGACGAACAAUGGAUGGGCAGUAGACUGGUGA